AGGACAAAAACGGAGCUUUUCCUCUGUGGUCCCAGGGCACCACAGCACCGCCCGCCACACUGCCACCUACAAGCGGAUGAAGAGAACAGCCAGGAAGUGCAAAACCCGUACGUUUGUUGACAGGAGUUUAUUUUAAGACCACGAGUGUGAUCUUGUAAAACGUUUCGCUGAGUUGAAAUCAGCACAUUAUAUGGCACAGUACAGCGAUAUAGGAGGAAGAAGAGGGAGAAGAGGGAGAGGAAGUCGUGGUGGAGAGGACAGAGAUGUUCAUCUGUCUAAAUCCAUGUCUUACGCUCUUCGCCAUGGAGUCAACCAGAUGGGUCUUCAUAUGGGUACAGACGGAUUCCUGUUUGUGGAAGAACUCCUGGCUCACCCGCAGUUCCGCUCAUACUCAUUGGAAGACGUCGAAAGAGUCGUGGCCACAAAUGACAAGCAGCGCUUUAAGCUCCGCCCCCACCCAGAGGAUGGCCGCAUGCAGAUUCGAGCCAAUCAGGGUCAUACAGUACAGGUAAUGGAUUUGGAGCUGAAACCGGUCCUGGCUGGUUCUCCAGACUGCCCUGCUGAGGCAGUUCAUGGCUCCUACCUUCGCAACUGGACCUCCAUCCAGCAGCAGGGCCUGAGGCGCAUGAAAAGGACACACAUCCACCUGGCAUCAGGCCUGCCAGGGGAGGAUGGCGUCAUCAGCGGUAUGAGAAAAGACUCUGAUCUAGCCGUGUAUAUUGAUGUCCCCAGAGCUCUCGCUGACGGUAUUGAGUUCUUCUGGUCAGAAAACAGUGUGUUGCUGACUGCAGGCGAUGCUGAGGGAAAACUUCUCCCUAAAUACUUCAGCCGUGCCUUAAGACUGAGACCUACAAGGAGCAUCCUGCCUCUGCAGUAGCAGCAGAAGAUACUGUUGUCAUUGGUGAUAGCAGGACUCCCCUGACUGUGCUAGCAUGCCAUGGUUGGUUGAUGCUUAUCCUAGUUCCCUUGGUAACACUUGUUUGGCAGGAGCAUCGCAGCGAGAUGUGGUUUGGUCAGCAACAGGAGAGUCCAUUCAGAAAUCAUUCUCAGUGGGACUCAAUUGGUAAACUUUUCAUUAUGGAAAGGAUCUGGAUGGCUUUAGGGAAGCAUGCUUUAUUUUUAUAUGACAAUUCAAUCAUCUUAUGCUGGCAAAUGUCCCUUUUCAUUUAUGAGUAUAGAGGCUUUGUUAUCUCUACUGCAUUGUUAGUGAGAAAUACAUUUUGGCGUACAUUGACUAACAAGAUAAUUUCAUAGCAGUUUUAAAAUAUAUAACCCCAGUCACAAACACACACUGACAGCUGGCAACAACCAGCCAGGCCUUCACUGUAAAUGGAGGAAUCUUUGAGGAUAUUUUGUAUGUGUGGUUAGCGUUAGUCACGUGACUAAGAAUGGGAAAGCAGAGGAUGCAGACACUGUGGUUUAGUUAACGGACUGCUUUUGACAGUUUCUUGUAAGAUAUGGACACACACACACACACAGCAUGUGCCGGGAGAUAAAUGGUUUGAAACUUGAAAAAACAACAGAAAUGAUGAUCACAUGUCACGACCAUAAGGAAUGAAGACAACAGUAAAUGAAUAGUGAAUUGCUGUAUUUAUUUGAAUACAUGUUUAUUCAUAUAUUUAUUAAAGAAAACAUAAUAGUUUGUA
Molecule: messenger RNA, 1646 nt
Organism: Micropterus salmoides (largemouth bass)
Lineage: Eukaryota; Metazoa; Chordata; Actinopteri; Centrarchiformes; Centrarchidae
Gene: trpt1
Product: tRNA phosphotransferase 1
Exons: 7
Coding region: 191-877 (228 amino acids)
Biological process (GO): tRNA splicing, via endonucleolytic cleavage and ligation
Molecular function (GO): tRNA 2'-phosphotransferase activity
Source: RefSeq, a predicted model, not a curated record